Pseudomyrmex gracilis is the source of this 2327-nucleotide messenger RNA. It is a transcript of the gene Rpn1, whose product is annotated as dolichyl-diphosphooligosaccharide--protein glycosyltransferase subunit 1. Gene Ontology annotation, cellular component: membrane; oligosaccharyltransferase complex. The transcript has a single exon. The coding region runs from base 163 to 1989 and encodes 608 amino acids. NCBI's taxonomy places the organism in Eukaryota, Metazoa, Arthropoda, Insecta, Hymenoptera, Formicidae. The record is from RefSeq and is a predicted model, not a curated record.
GAGCGUGGCCAAUAGACCGGCCAUAUAGACACACCACAAACGCCACGUCUAUAUUGCGCGUACCGACCAUACUUGGCGCGCCGGUAUCGACAAAAGUACCUGUCAUUCAAUAGUCAAUACCUUAGCUCACAGAUACAUAGCGUUGUCGAGGACGCCUCGAAGAUGACUCGUGCUCUCGCGGGCGCGGUAAUAUUCGUUCUCGCGUUCUGCGUGUUUACGCAUGUACGCACCAGCCUUGCCGCCGCCGACCUCGUGGAUUCGGAUCUGCUCGUCAGAAAUGUCGAGCGGCACAUCGACCUGCAUUCCCAGCUGACCAAAACGAACACCCGCGUGGUGCUGGACAACAACAAGGACCGCGCGAUCCGGAGCUUUCUCUUCUGUCUGGACGGCGCUCAGAAGCAGUCCCUCAGCUACAUUGCGGCUCACGUCGAACCCGGUAAGCUCGAGCUCAAGGUGACGGAGACGAAGAUAAAGGAGCACGGCGAUAAGGCUUUCUACACCGUCGAUCUCGGCAACAACUUGGCGCCACGUCGCACUCUCACCAUCGACAUAGAGACGAUACACACGCACGAACUGGUGCCCCAUCCCAAGGAGAUCGCUCAGCAAGAGAAGCAGUUGGUUAAGUAUAUAGGAAACGUAUAUGCUUUCUUACCUUACACCGUUAUGAAACAGACCACGUACGUGGCGUUACCGUCGCGCAACAUCGAGAACUAUACCAAAAUUAAACCAGUCUCCCAGACUGGUUCUUCCAUAACUUACGGACCGUUUGAGAAACAGUCGCCUUUCGCUUACGAGGAACUGAUGGUACACUUCGAGAACAAUAACAAGUUUCUUACAGUCACGAAGCUUCAGAGAACCAUUGAGAUUUCUCACUGGGGUAACAUAGCCGUCGAGGAGAACAUUGAUCUCCUGCAUACCGGCGCCUUGCUCAAGGGACCCUUCUCUCGUUACGAGUACGCCCGAGAGUCCAAAUCCGGACAGGCCAGUAUUCAGAGUUUCGAUACCAUCUUACCCGCUGCCGCUUCCGACAUUUAUUACAGAGAUGAGAUUGGCAACAUUUCCACGUCGCACACUCGCAUCAAGAAGGACUCGGUUGAGGUGAAUCUGAGACCGAGAUUUCCGUUGUUCGGCGGUUGGAAGACACGUUACACCAUCGGAUACAACGUGCCCAGUUACGAGUAUCUGUUUCACUCCGGUGAUCAGUAUACUCUCGAGAUGAGGUUGCUGGAUCACAUUUUCGACGAUAUGGUUGUGGACGAAAUGGUUCUGAAGAUCAUUCUGCCGGAAGGUUCGCGGAACUUGCAGCUGGAACUGCCGUAUCCCGCUACUCGUUUGUCGGAUUCCUUACACUACACGUAUCUGGACGUCACCGGGCGUCCGGUGGUGUCCGUCACAAAGAAGAACCUCGUGGAGAAUCAUAUUCAAAACUUCAGAUUCAAAUACACAUUCCCGCGUUUGCUGAUGUUGCAGGAGCCGCUGCUGGUCGCGGUGGCGCUGUACCUGCUGUUCCUAUUAGUCAUAACGUACGUAAGACUGGACUUUUCCAUUGACAAGGACGAGGCGUCGGAGAGCAAAUUGAGGAUCGCCGGGCAGUGCGAGAAGAUACUCGCCGCUCAGGAUCGCCGGGUCACAUCGUACAACGAGCUGGACGAUCAGCUGGCCUAUCUCAAGACAAACAAGGACGCGAACGCGUUUCUGUCCGCGGUGAAGAGCAUCAAUCAGGAAUACAAGGCCGCCACGAAUGCGCUCAACGAGAUCGCGCAGAAACUGAAGAGCGAGUCUGGCGACGUGUACGACCGCGUUCAGGAGCUGCAAAAGUACGAUCGCUCCCUGAAAGAGCUGUACAACCAGCAGCAGGCGUUGUACGUGGACAAACUGGUCCCGGGCAAGAUUGGCCGUCAGCAGUUCGUCGAGGCGGAGUCGGCGAUCGCCAAGAAGAAGGAGGAGUGCAUCGAGAAGAUCAACACGAUUGUGAAGUCGCUCCAGUAGUAGUCGCAUUCCGCGCGAACGGACUUUAAAGAAAAAAAAUAAAAAUAAAUAAAUAAAACACAAAAUUAUUUGAGAGAACAACGAUGGUGCAUUUUGCAUUACAAUAAUACAAGUUCUCUGUCGCCGCGUGUCUCUGUUGAUAUUCCAUCCUCUCUCUCAGUCAUGUGAAUAAAAAAGGAUUCCAUAUGUUUGUAAACACACACACGCAUCGAGUCAUAAGAACUCAUUAUUACAUUGUAAAUUAAGAUUUUUAAUAAUAAAUGUAUAGGAAAAAGGAACGCAUGUUUUUGUUGUACUUUGUCUGAGUUGUUUCUAUAAAUAAAGAGUUUAUAAGAUUG